AUGCCUCGGGGUCAAAAGAGUAAGCUCCGUGCCCGGGAGAAACGCCGCCACGCCCGAGAAGGGUCCAAGGAUCCAGUGGGUGCUCAGGCCACUGUCUCAGAGGAAGAAGAGUCCCCCUCUUCCCCCUCUCCUCCUUUUGGUGGUAAUCCCCAGAGCUCCUCUGCCGCUGGGUCACUUAGCAAAUCCCAGGGGUCUCGGAGAGCCCCAUGUGUUUCAACUGCUUUUGCAGAUACUUCAUACACAAAGUCUGAUGCAGGUGCCAAGAGCCAAGAUGAGGAAAGACCAAGUACCUCCCAGGCACCACCCAGCAUGGAUCGUUCCUGCAGAAACCCUCUAGACCAGAAGGCAAUUCAGUUGGUGCAAUUCAUGCUGGGCAAGUAUAACAAGAGGGAGCCCAUAAUGAAGGAAGACAUGAUAAAGCAUGUCAUCAAAAAGUACAAGAAGCACUUCCAUGAGAUCCUCAAGAAAGCCUCUGAGUUAAUGGUGCUGGCCUUUGGCAUAGAUGUAAAGGAAGCUGACCCUAUGGGGCACUGCUAUGCCCUUGUUAGCAAAUUGCAGCACACCUAUGAUGGGAUGCUGAGAGGUGAGGAGAUCAUGCCCAGGAUGGGUCUCCUGAUGACCAUCCUCUGUGUGAUCUUCAUGAAGGGCAAUUGCGCCACUGAGGAGGAGAUCUGGGAAGUGCUUAAUGUGAUGGGUAUAUAUGCUGGAAAGGAGCAUUUCAUCCAUGGGGAGCCCAAGAAGCUCAUCACUCAAGAUUUUGUGCAGGAAAGAUACCUGGAAUACCGCCAGGUGCCGGGCAGUGAUCCUCCUCACUUCGAGUUCCUAUGGGGCCCAAGAGCCCAUGCUGAGACCAGCAAGAUGAAAGUCCUGAAGUUCUUGGCCAAGAUCCAUAAUACGGUCCCCAGUGCCUUCUCAUCCUGGUACGAAGAAGCUCUGCAAGAUGAGGAAGACAGAGCACGGGCCAGAUUUGCAGCUAUGACUCAUCCUGGGGCCAUGGCCAAUAUGUUUUCCAGGAUCAAUCUUGGCAGCUUCUCCCACCAGUAA
This is a messenger RNA of Pteropus alecto (black flying fox), 1044 nucleotides long. RefSeq names its product melanoma-associated antigen B10. Gene Ontology annotation, biological process: negative regulation of transcription by RNA polymerase II. Gene Ontology annotation, cellular component: nucleus. Bases 1 to 1044 code for a protein of 347 amino acids. The record is from RefSeq and is a predicted model, not a curated record. The transcript has a single exon. NCBI's taxonomy places the organism in Eukaryota, Metazoa, Chordata, Mammalia, Chiroptera, Pteropodidae.